CUGCUGGAGGCCAGGCAUGGUGGAUCCCGUGGCAGACCCGGGCGAGGCAAAAUGCGGGGAUGCUACAGGUGGAGCAGGAGAAGGAGGAGGAGAAGCCUCAGCCCCGGAGGCCACAGCAGCAGAGGCCCUUUCUCAAGAGUCCUCCACACCUGGCCUUGCAGCAUCAGGGGUGAUGGCAUCAGAGGUGAUAGCGUCCCCUUCACUGGACGGCGAGAGAGAGAAGCCCAGCAGUGCAGGGUCCUCCUCCUCUCCUCCUCCUCCUCCUCCUCUUUUGCACCUGGACCUCUUCAACUUUGACUCUGCAGAGGCGGAGGGGAGCCGCUAUGUGCUGACCAGCCCUCGCUCCUUGGAGGCCUGCGCACGGUGUGCCGUGAAGCCUGUGGAGCUACUGCCUCGUUCCCUGGGCGAGCUGGUCAAGGAGGCCCCAGGGCGGUCGCUGAGGGUGGCGGCGGGCCUCUAUGAGGUCUAUGAGGCUGAGCGGCAGAGGAAACUCCAGCAGUGCCGCCGGGAAAGGGAGAGGGUCCUCCGUGAGGAAAAACGGCGCCUCUUCACCCCUCUCCUCCUUGCCAUGGGCAGUCCCCCAGCCGCCCCUUCCUCCUCCUCCUCCUCCUCCCGAGGGGCCCUCAGGGGCAGCACUUCCACCCCCGGGGUCAAUGGAAGCUGCAGUCCAGGAGCAGGCCCACAGCCAACAAGGUCGUCUGGGCCUCCUCUGAGGGCCUCCUCUGGUGCCAGGACCAAGAAGAGCCACUCCUUGGACUCCUUACCCAAAAGGCGGGAAAAGGGCUUAUCCGCCAAAACCUCCUCAGACUCGGGGGCCUCGUCCUCCUCCUACAGCGGUGACAGCUUGAGGGACAAGUGGCCUAAAGAAGGGUCAAGGGUGCCCAGGACUAAGGCGGCCUCCACCAUGACCUCCCCACAGGUAGGCCGCAGCUUCAGCCUGGGUGACCUGAGCCACUCUCCACAGACUGCCCAGAGGGUGGAGAAGAUCAUCAAGGAGGUCAAGCGGAGGAAAGGCCUCCAGGAGGUGUCUGAGAGGGACCGCAAGAUCGCCGCCCUGAUGAUCGCUAAGCGCCAGGAGGAGAGCAUCCUGAAUGCCCAACGCCAUAGUGCCCACCUUGAAUGGGACAGCCAGAGGCGGCAGGCCGAGCGGCGGAGGGAGCAGGAGGAGAAGGAGAAGCACCGGGCCUUGGUUCAGUGCCACCGCAUGUGGGAGACCAGGCUGGAGAAGCGGCGCUGCCAGCUGAGCUACGAGGAGGAGGAGGCCACCUUGGUGAAGCAUAGGCAGAGCCUAAUGGUGGAGGAGAAAUUGCGGGAACACCUGGAGAUGCAGGAGAGGCUGAGGAAGGAGAGGCUGGAGAAGGCGACCCUGGAGGACAGGAGGAAGAAGCGCCACCAGGAGCACAACCUCAGAGCUCAGGAGGAAGGCAAGAGGGAAGCCCUGGAUAAAGAUGUCCAGCUCCUACAGGAGAAGCUGUCCCUAGCCACCCAGAAGAGGCUCAAGAAGGAGCAGCUACUGCAGAAGGAGAAGAAGCUGCUCAACCAAGCUGAGAAGCGGAAGCAUGAGACCAUCCUCAAGGAGUUGGCCAAGCAAGAAGCUGAAGAGAAGGCCAUGCUACGGGCUUCCGUUGAAGGGAGCUUGAACAAGGCUCAGGAGAACUAUGAGCAGCUGGUGGAGAAAAGGAACCGGGAACUGAGAGAGAGAGCCAAGCGGGAGGAAAGGCAGCUUCAGAAAGCCAAGUUGGCUGCUGAGAAGAGGGACCUGGAGCAGAAGGAGUACCUGAAAGCCCUGGCCAAAGCUUCGGAAAGGAAGCUCCAGCAUGCGGCUCAGGUAGCUGAGGAGGUUGUCCAGCAGAAAGCCCGGAAGGUGGUCCAGAGCCGACUGGAGAAGGAGAAGGUACAGAAAGUCAACAAGAAAAAAGUUGAACAGUGUGAAGAUAUCCGGCGCAGGGAGAUCCUCCUCUCUAUUGAGAAGAAGCUGGAAAGGAGUGAACAGAUUUGUAAGGAGAAAAAGAACGUCUUGGAAAAUGCUAGGUCUGUCGCUCGGGCAUCGUUCCAUGUCCGGGAAAAAGUGAGAGAAGAGAUGAAUGUGCGCACCUUUGACAAGAUGGCCUUUGAAGCAGAACUGCAGGCUAGCCUGGUUAAAAAAUAGAUGCUCUCUUUUCCUCUUUCAGAUUAAGUGGGGAUAUAUCUUCCAAUGCUCAUUAUCUAAAAGUUUUGUCUGGACAUUUAAAAAUCUUUAUGUAUUAUUUUGGAAGAGCACACAAACUAUGGCAGCUACGUCACAGACCUCCCCCCCCAAAUGCUUUUGUUAUUCAUAUGCAAAAUCUGUUUCAGCCAAUGCUACAGAGAAAAAGAUGUAUAUCACCCUUUGUUGAACAAAAAAGUUGUUUACAGUGAACCAAACAGGGACAAAUAGUUUUUAUAUAUGCAGUAAUAACUUCCCUGAAAGCUAAGGGCCAUUGCAAUUUCCCCUCAAAUAAUCAAAUAGCAACUACUUUCAUUGUGACACCCUUAAGACUUCAUUUGAAUGCAGUUCACUUUAGAUCAGGCUGCAGCAUUGCUUGCUGGAACUUGUAUUUUCUUAUGCUGUGUGUCCUUAUUUAAGAAGAAUUUAUUUUAUAGUGAUCAGCCCAUAUGGUGCACUUUAUCCAUGCUGUUGGAAACAUUGGGGCUUAUAACAUAAUUUAAAAACCAAAAUGCAGAUAGUCAUCUGAUUGGUCUUGAUCCUGAUCCAUGACACAAAAGCAAUGUUCAGAAACUCAUAUUCAAAUAAAAUGACAAACACUCAGAAGGUAUUUACAGUCCCUUUUGUUAAUUAUUUGUAAACAGCUAAAUCAGGAAUUUAGUGUUUUCAAGAAACAGCAGAAAGAACAGGCCUUAUCAGCAUUGUUGCACAUACUGGUGUGCAAUUAUUAUUAUACCAAGAGUGACUGUAACCAUAUUGAAAACCUUGUUUAGUUGCACUCAAAUAUACUUCUUUUGUGUCAUUACCAUUUUUGACCACUGUGCCCAAUAUAACAGGAGAGCACUGUGUGUAAUUGCAGUGAAUGGAAACUAGGCCAAAUGCUGAAGGUAACAACAUACCCAUUUACUCAGAACAUAAACAGAAAUGCAAACACUUAAAACUAGCAGCAAGGGAAAACUUGUGGACAACCCACAGAUUAAUGAUAACAUCAUUUCUUCAGCUCAACAGUCUGCAACAAGGCCUAUUUGCAUAUCUUUUGUUUAUUUGUCCAUUGGUGCUAUAAUGGGACAGAAAGACAUAAUAUGAAAUCAAAUCAAGUUUUGCAAUAUCUCUGUUUAGUUCAGCAGGAGAGCAUGAUAUCCUUACAUCUUGAACUGGAUGCUGCAUUUAGUAGAAUCAGUCUCUACACAAUUCCCCUGAGAAUCAUUCUCUGCAGAAAGAAAUUGUUGCCUUUAUUCUCUGUUUAGCUGUUAAUAUCAAAACAUCUCAGUUAGUAAGAGAAAUCUUUUGAUCUGCUCCUUGUAAAUCCAAAGUAUAAUAGACACUCGCUUAUAAGCAAAAGAUACGCUCUAUUGUCUGUGGUACUUCAAACUGCUACCAUGGAAAUAUUAAUGUCACAAACAGAAAAGUUAUGACUUUUAAGUGUUGGAAUGUUUACCAUUCUGUUUUCAUGCAUGUGGAUGCAAGAAGGUAGAAUAUACAGAAUCGUGAGGUAUGUGUCCUGGGUGGGUUUUGUAAUAGGCUGUUUCUUUAAAGUUGUCUUAAAAUCAAUUGUGACAUUUAAUGUUGUUUUAAACAUAUUGUGGCAAUAGCAAUGUGGCACAUUUGAGGGAUAAUAUGAAAUUAGCGAAUACCUAAAUGUGAAAACUUGCA
Molecule: messenger RNA, 3838 nt
Organism: Sceloporus undulatus (fence lizard)
Lineage: Eukaryota; Metazoa; Chordata; Lepidosauria; Squamata; Phrynosomatidae
Product: coiled-coil domain-containing protein 177-like
Exons: 1
Coding region: 17-2149 (710 amino acids)
Source: RefSeq, a predicted model, not a curated record